This is a messenger RNA of Aspergillus ochraceoroseus IBT 24754, 5613 nucleotides long. It is a transcript of the gene sec16, whose product is annotated as COPII coat assembly protein SEC16. Gene Ontology annotation, cellular component: ER to Golgi transport vesicle membrane; endoplasmic reticulum exit site. Gene Ontology annotation, biological process: Golgi organization; autophagy; COPII vesicle coat assembly. Bases 1 to 5613 code for a protein of 1870 amino acids. The transcript has 2 exons. Lineage: Eukaryota; Fungi; Ascomycota; Eurotiomycetes; Eurotiales; Aspergillaceae. The record is from RefSeq and is a predicted model, not a curated record.
AUGGAGCUUAACGAUGCAUCCGCCGUCUGGCAUCCGGCGCUGCGAUCCGAAGAUAACGGAAAUCUCGUCGCGGCUGAGACGAGCGACGCAUUGAUCGAGUCCGCUUCUGCCUCCUGUCCUCCCCCGAUACCCACCAUGCAACCUGCCGAUUCAAGCGCCAUUGAUACACCUAGUCUGGAUGAACCUGCGCCUGUGCAGGACGCAGAAACACCGUCGGCUUGCGGUGAACUUCUCAUUCCUACCGAGACACCAGUUGAGUCUCUAGAAGAGGCUUCGGAGGUCGUACCUCCGGUAGUCGAGGAUAAUCACGACUUGAAGACUUUCGAACCUGAACCCGAGUCCCGACCCGAACGUGAGCAGACAAUGGUUGAGGCCGCGUCGGAUCCAUCACAAGACCAUGUAGCGGAAUUCGAGGUCUCGCAGACCCGCGAAAAGUCGUCCGAAUAUGUUCUCAAUGGCGAAGCCGCUGCUGCGGGCCCGGUACAGGGGCUGAGUGUUUACAACGAUGAUCCAUGGGCCAUCGAGCGUCAAUCGGAGGAGCCUCCUACGCCUAUUAAUGGGCAUAUUGGCGGUACCAAUCAUGACUUUUGGGGAAGCCCGAAAAGUGUCGACGAUGGCGAGGGCGACUUCUUCGACCAGCUGAAGACACAAACAAAGCCGAUUUUCGCCCCACCAGAAGCAGAGUCCAGAUUCGAAGAGGGCAUGCCUCUGUUGGAUGAUAACCUAGAAACACCGAUUGAGCAACCGGCGAACCAGGAGAGCCAGCUGGACACUGUUUUUGCUAAUGAUGAGGAUGAGGACGACGGGUUUUUCAGUACCAGUCGGAUGCCAGCACCGGAAAACGGAAAGGAAGCUAAAAUUCCGUUUCAUAUCAAACGCAAGAGCACCUCCCAGGUCUUGGGCACACUUGAUGUUUCGCAAACCUCACCUACUAGUCCUCUUUCCCCGACGGCAGAAGAGUUCGACAACAUCCUCGCGGCUGCGGCAUCGGGAUCAGACAAUAAGGCACAGGAGCAUGAACAGGAGCAAGUACAGGAACCAAAAGAGGAAGAGGACUUGGCGGCGAGGUGGGAGGCAGAACUCUCUGGUGAUGAGCUCCCAGCUGCUCCGGCUGAGGAGGACCUAGCAGCACGUUGGGAGGCAGCCCUUGAUGAUGACGAUGAUUUACUGUUGGACGACGAAGCCACCGGGGAUGCGAAAGCUACUCAGGAACAACCCUCUCAGACCGUUAAUGGAUAUGUACCGGAUGCGACCCCCCCAGGGCUCCGCAGCCCCUUUGGAACUCCGCAAGGCUCGAGUAGGCCCAAGGCGCAGCAAACUUCAUACACUCCCCAUCAGCCCUCUACUUCGGAUCUGCUCCAAGGGGUCGUCCCUCCAGCGAACUCCGCAUAUGCCGCUGACUAUUUCAAUCCCCAACCCCAGCCACCUGCACCGCUGGGCAAGGCGGAGAGCUUUGCGGAACGCUCUAAAGAGGGCUACAAGUCUCCUUACGAUCUCCCGGAAGAUAUUACCCGACGCCGCAGACCUUCCCAAAAGCCGGUAGUGGCGCAGGCUGCCCAUACACCACCAACAAUACCCCCCCCCCGAAGUAGCAGCAUUCCAGUACCACCCCCAAAGUCAUCGUCUCCGCUAUCAGCCCCGCCGUUGGGCUCUACUUCCCCACCCAAACCAGUGGUUCCUCCGGUUGCAUCUUCUCCGAAGAACUUCUACGAGGAUCUUCCCCUACCCCCGGUUCGACCUCGUUCGCGGCCUGCAAGCUCGGGGCGUUAUGCACAGAAUUUCAACGCACCAGCUCCUCCUCCGGUAGGCCAGCUGCCUCCCCCGAAUGACCUCUCAGUUCAACCCCAGCUACAGCAGCCGGAAAGACUAGCACCAUAUGCGAACACAUUAACCCCGAGCGGCCUAGGCCCUCCUAGUGUCCCUAGUGUUGCUUCCAGGUAUUCUCCAAAACCACCAAGCCUGCAACCUGGACCCAAGCCAGCUGCGAACCCCAGAUACUCUCCCGCUCCUCCCCAAUCUACCGCCCUUCCCCCCCAAAAUCGGUACGUCUCUCAGCCGCCUAACAUUCCGGGACAAGGGGUUGCUUUACCAUUCCAGCCACGUACCUCGAGUCCACUAGCCUAUCACGAAAAGGUUUCCUACCAAUCCCAGGAAAUCCCUAAACAGCUUCCUCCCUCGCAGCCCGCUCCCCCGGAGAUACCUCCUCCUGAGCAACAAUCCCUAACUGAUACGGGGGUUAUCUAUGCAUCUCCGCCUCGAGUCCACCCGGUUACUGCAGGUGUUAUUGGCGAGGAUACUCAGGGGGAUGCUUCCACCAACUAUCAGCAGACCUCUCCACCCAGGAACCCAUAUGCACCUCCUUCAUAUGUGGCGGAGUUUUCGCGCCGUCUUUCGCAAUCAAGUACCGGCCCGUCAGCCUAUGCGCCGUCUUCAGAUGACUCGCCCCUUGUUCCUCCUCGGAGAUCGCAGACACAGUCCCCUACUCAACAGAAAUUAAGUCAACGGUUGUCUGUGCCACCCAUCGAUCCAUUGAAGAGACCUGCUUCUGUUCAUGGCUCUACUUCUCCGACCAAGACAGCUAGUCCGUACGCGCCUGUUGUAGGCUCCAGCCAUACUCGCGCCAUCUCCCAGUCACUCGAGUUCAUUCCGCCCACCGAUGGGCAAGAACUGGAUCCUCUUGAAAGAUGGAAAGGUGCCCCGAUCGUCAAGUUCGGGUUUGGUGGUGCCGUGGUCUCUUGUUUCGCUAAACAUGUCCCACGGUACAGUGCUGGCCAGGCCGCCCCGAAGAUCAAGCCCAGCCCUGGAGAGGUGAAAAUACUACAGCUCAGCGAUUGGACUCCUUCACCGGAGAGCAUUGUACAGCACCCCGGCCCUCUGAGAACCAAAUCAAAGAAGAAGGACCUGAUUGCCUGGCUUUCCAGCAAGAUUGCUGCCUUUGAAAACGAAGGGGUUCCGGAAGCUAUUCAGUCACACCUUGACUCCUCCGCGCGCCACGAGGAGAAGAUUCUGCUCUGGAAAAUUGUGCGAGUUUUAGUUGAGCAUGAUGGCGGCUUGCAAAGCUCGCCUGAGCUGCAGACCUCUGUGAGGAACGUGAUUUUCCCUCACCUGCAGAAUGCUGAGUCGGAUCUUACCUAUGGAAAUAACGUCCAGUCUUUUUCUAUGACCCAGCCUGACGCUAGUUCUCGACCCGAUUCCACUGAGUCCAAGUCCUUAGGAGGUAUUCAGAACAGUCUUCUCCUUGGUGACAGAGAGAAAGCGGUUUGGACAGCGGCUGACAGUCGCCUCUGGGGACAUGCGAUGAUAAUUGCGUCAACCAUGGAGAAGUCUGUUUGGAAGCAAGUCGUGCAAGAGUUCGUCAGACGCGAGGUUAGGUCUACUUGUGGUAAAGCCGAGUCCCUGGCUGCUCUGUAUGAAAUCUUUGCUGGAAAUAUCGAAGAAAGUAUUGAUGAACUUGUUCCCCCCUCUGCCAGGGCCGGAUUACAGAUGGUCAGCAAAGUGGAUGGACAAGGGUCCUCCAGGAAUGCUCUGGCUGGCCUUGAGUCUUGGAGAGAUACCUUGGGUUUGGUUCUGAGUAACCGCAGUCCUGAAGAUCAUCAGGCUCUCUUGGCUCUGGGCCGCUUGUUGUUGACGUAUGGCCGGGUUGAGGCAGCUCAUAUCUGCCUUAUUUUCUCCCGAGCUUCUGUGUUUGGUGGGCCGGAUGAUCCACAAGGCAACAUUGUACUACUCGGAGCUGACCACCGCUCAUCCUCUGCUGCUUUGCUAGAUGAUGAUGCUAUUUUACUUACUGAGGCAUAUGAAUAUGCUACAUCUGUACUAGCGGGCUCUCCGGCAGCUACCCUUCCGCAUCUUUUGGCAUUUAAACUUAUUCACGCUCAAUCACUUGCAGAUCGUGGCCGCAUCUCCGAGGCGCUUCAGUACUGUGAAGCUAUCGCCGCUGUCCAUAAGACUAGCACAAAGCCCUCAGGAUAUCAUCACCAACGCCUGUUCUACGGAGUUGACGAACUGUCUACGCGCCUGAGGCAGACCUCUGGUGAUGGAGGAUCUUCUUGGAUAUCUAAACCCAGCAUGGAGAGAGUCUCCUCCUCUAUGUGGAAUAGGUUUAGCAAUUUCGUUGCCGGUGAUGACAGUGAUGCCGCGUCUACGGGGUCGACUAAGGCUGGAGAGCCAGACAUUGGCCCUUUCGCCAAAAUUGCCGGCACACCCACCGUGAGCCGUUCACCUUCUGUGACAGACUUGUAUGGCCCGUACCCUAUCCCUGGACCGCAACCAAUCCCCACCAGUGGACCUUCACGAUAUCAGCCGAGUAACCAAUAUGCGCCGAACUCGCCGCCCGAUCAAGGUCGUGGUAGGUCGUCCCUCGACUCGCAGAGAUCUGCGUCUUUUGGGCACUCCUAUGGCCAGCGACGCGGAUCGCAAGAGUAUCCUCCUCCAGCACCCGAUAACAGCUCGUAUCAAGGAGGUCCGAUGUAUGGUUCACCCUCUGCUGGGUACCAGUCCACGCCCCCUCAGACCUCAUGCAUGUCUCUUGCCCCUGUUGACGAAGACAUGGCAACUCAAACCUACCCAGAGACACCCUCUGCGCCACCGCAAGGGCUGUUUGCCAAUGACUCGCCCUACCAACCCCCGGUACAGAAUUCGUUCGAUCACUCCCUGGACAACGCUUCCGCGCCAGAUCUCCAUAUAGGUGAAGGCGGAGGAUACAUGCCCCCCGCUAUCAAUACUGGAUAUGAGCCUCCUGCUGCAAGCACUGACUACGAGCCUCCUACUGCAAACACUGGCUACGAGCCUCCUGCAAGCACUGGUUACGAGCCUCCCUCUGGCAGCACCGGUUAUGAGCCUCCCUCCGCUAGUAUUGAUGGUCCAGAAAUGGAAGUUAAUGAAGAGGGUGAUGAGCAGCUACGACACACCAGUUCAGACAUGCAGGAUGAUGAUGAUGACCUUGCUGCUCGCGCCGCCGCCUUGAAAAAAGCCGAACGCGAGCGUAAGGAUCGCGAAGCCGAAGAGGCCUUCCGGAAAGCAGCAGAAGCUGAUGCUCAAAAACCUGCUCCUGCAAAGGGAGGCUGGUGGUUUUCUGGAUGGGUCCGGCGUGGAAAUAAAGAGGCCGACAAUAUUAGCGGAGGACCGAUUCGCGCCAAGCUUGGCGAGGAAAGCUCCUUCUAUUAUGAUAAUGAGUUGAAGAAAUGGGUCAACAAAAAGGAUCCCAAUAGUGCCACACAAGCUCGUGCUACUCCACCCCCGCCAAAGGGACUGGCUCCUCCCAGCAGAAGUGCCAGCGGUAGCACUGCACCUCCUCCGGCUCCUAGUUUGGGAGGACCCAACAGCCGGCCUCCGUCGUCGGCAGGUGCUCCGCCACCGCUCUCCGCUAGCCCUGUGCCAUCAUCACUUGGUCUUCCCCCACCAACACUGGGGCGAUCUGUCUCUACUGGUGCUGUCUCUGCCGGUGCGAUGAACUCCCGGCCAGGAAGCUCCUCUGGGCCUCCCCCUCGACCUGCAACGUCCUUGAGCAACGCGAGUUCGAUUGACGAUUUGCUGGGGGCUCCGCAGGCGCGCAAGGGCAACGCUGCCAGGGGGAGAAAGAAGGGCCGUGGCUACGUUGACGUAAUGGCCAAAUAA